Messenger RNA from Brachypodium distachyon (stiff brome), 4366 nucleotides. RefSeq lists its product as uncharacterized. Gene Ontology annotation, molecular function: ATP binding; protein kinase activity; carbohydrate binding. Gene Ontology annotation, biological process: protein phosphorylation. Gene Ontology annotation, cellular component: plasma membrane. The record is from RefSeq and is a predicted model, not a curated record. NCBI's taxonomy places the organism in Eukaryota, Viridiplantae, Streptophyta, Magnoliopsida, Poales, Poaceae.
UCUGAAAAAAGAAUCUAGCCUGUGUGUGACUUAAUUUGGAUUCAUUAAAGAUAUUUUCCGAUGGAUCUUCAUAUGGGUGGCGUAGAAAGACUUGUGGUAUCGUGCAGUGUAAGCUUAGUAGUAGGCAGUGCGUCUUCUGCCACCCGAGUAGAGUGAAAAGGUGAGCGGUGCUGCAACCCACAAACAUAUCCAUGAAUCCAUCCAUGCCCCUGCUCUUGCCAUCCUCCAUGGCCAUGUCAAACAUGAAGUCCACUUCCUUGCUCUUCCUAAAGCUCCUUUACAUUCUCCUUAAUGCACCAUCGAUCAUCGCCGGUGACGUCGACAACCACCGUUUCGUCUAUUCCGGCUUUGCUAACGCUAGCCUCACCCUCAACGGCACGGCUUCAGUCACGCCAAGCGGUUUGCUCGAGCUCACCAAUGGCACGAUCAUGAGCAUGGGCCAUGCCUUCUACCCGGCUCCGCUGCGCCUCCGUGAUUCGCCCAACAGCACAGUGCAGUCCUUCUCUGCCUUCUUCGUCUUCGGCAUCAUCUCCAUAUAUGACUUGAGCAGCCAUGGCCUCACCAUGUUGGUCGCACCGAGCAAUGAUUUCUCCAAGGCCACGGCUGUCCAGUACCUGGGCCUCUUCAAUGGCUCGAACAACGGCAACACAACCAACAACAUCUUCGCCAUCGAGCUUGACACUUGGCCAAACAGCGAGUUCGGGGACAUCAACAACAACCACGUUGGCAUCGACAUCAACAGUCUCAGCUCCGUGCAGUCCCACCCAGCCGGCUUCUUCAAUGACCAGGACGGCACGUUCAAGAACUUGUCUCUCACUAGCCAAGAGGCGAUGCAGGUGUGGGUGGACUACGACAGAGAGAAGACGCAGGUCAAUGUUACCAUGGCCACUCUUGACAUGGCCACCAAGCCCAAGAGACCAACCGUGUCAGCCAGGCACAACCUCUCAGAUGUGCUCAAAGAUGUGGCAUACAUCGGCUUCUCAUCUUCAACAGGCAAGAUCCACACACGACACUAUGUGCUGGGUUGGAGCUUCGCCAUGAACAGUCCUGCUCCAGUCAUCAAUGUCACCAUGCUUCCAAAGCUUCCACGGAAUCAUCCCAAGGACAGUCGAUUCUGGGUGUUAGAGAUAGUUCUGCCGGUUGCAACGGCAGCGGUCAUCCUGUCUUUGAUUGCCAUAGCUUUCCUUCUUGUAAGGAGGCAUUUAAGGUACGCAGAGGUGCGGGACGACUGGGAGAUGGAGUUCGGCCCACACCGGUUCUCAUACAAGGAUUUGUUCAAUGCAACAGGAGGAUUUGAGAAUAAGAACCUUUUAGGAGUUGGAGGAUUUGGGAGGGUGUACAAAGGGGUGCUUCCCAGAUCCAGAUUGAAGGUAGCAGUCAAGAGGGUUUCGCAUGAUUCCAAGCAAGGCAUGAAGGAGUUCAUCGCAGAAAUCGUCAGCAUAGGUCGCCUUCAAAACCGUAACCUUGUACAGUUGCUUGGUUAUUGUCGGCGCAAAGGUGAACUCCUCUUAGUUUAUGAGUACAUGCCCAACGGAAGCCUUGAUAAGUGUCUCUAUGGCAAAAAGGAUAACGACGUGUUGACUUGGGCUCAAAGGUUUCGGAUCAUCAGGGGAAUUGCAUCUGGCUUGCUUUAUCUCCAUGAGGAGUGGGAAAAAGUGGUUGUUCACCGAGACAUCAAGGCAAGCAAUGUGCUCCUUGAUGACGAGAUGAAUGGACGAUUGGGUGAUUUUGGCCUUGCAAGGUUGUACGAUCAUGGCAUUGACCCACAGACUACACAUGUAGUUGGCACCAUAGGUUACCUAGCUCCAGAGCUAGCACGAAGCAGAAAUGCCACCCCUCUUACUGAUGUCUUUGCCUUCGGCAUAUUCGUCCUUGAGGUCACCUGUGGAAAAAGGCCUGUCGAUCAGCAAAACACACAAGACAGUCAGCUCGUGUUAGUCGAUUGGGUGAUCGACAAGGCGCAAAAAGGAUCAUUUGGUGAUACAGUGGAUGCUAGUCUAGAAGGGAGGUAUGAUGUUGGUGAGGCAAGCUUGGCGCUGAAGAUUGGAUUGCUAUGCUCACACCCAUUUGCCAAUGCAAGGCCUAGCAUGCGGCAAGUCAUGCAAUACCUAGAUGGGGAAAUUGAACUUCCAGGGUUAAGCUUGGAGUUGCUAGCCUUGAUGCAAAACGAAGGGUUCCAUACAUCAUUCCUUCAGCAAUUCCUCCUCCUCCAGCUUGGUCUUAUCGCUGCAACCUUGGCCUUCAGCGAUGAUCAAUUUAUUUUCUCCGGCUUCAACCAAUCCAGCCUAAGCCUCGAUGGCAGUGCCAUGGUCACAGACGGCGGACUCCUUGAUCUGUCCAACGGCACAGCUGUUCUCAGCGGUCAUGCCUUCUACCCAACUCCUCUGCAUUUCCGCAAGUCAUCCAGUGGUAAAGUUCAAUCCUUCUCAGUCCAUGUAGUUUUCAGCAUCUUCAUCACGUACCCGGACCUGAGCGCUGAUGGCAUGGCUUUCUUCAUCGCCCCCACCAAGAACUUCUCUGAUGCACGGGCCGCCAAGUAUUUUGGCCUCCUCAAUGAGAAGAACAAUGGUGAAGCAAACAAACACAUCUUCAUGAUUGAGCUCGACACCUACAAAAAUGCUGAGCUCCAAGACAUCAAUGACAACCACAUCGGUAUCAACAUCAACAGUGCAGUCUCCUUGAAAUCCAGCACCUCUGGCUUCUAUGAAGACGAGGGUGGUGCCUUCAAGAACAUGACGCUGAACGGCAACAAGGCUAUGCAACUGUGGGUAGACUAUGAUGAGGGUGAUAAGCAGAUCAAUGUGACCUUGGCUCCAAUCAACAUGGGCAAACCAUCAAGGCCACUGCUCUCUGCAACCUAUGAUCUCUCAACUGUACUCUCUGACUCGGCUUCAUACAUUGGAUUCUCAUCCAUAGCUACUCUCAUCAACACCCGUGAGUAUGUGCUGGGCUGGAGCUUUGGGAUGAAUAGACCAGCUCCAUCCAUUGACAUCUCCAAGCUUCCCAAGUUGCCUCUUGUUGGUCCCAAGGCCCAGUCCAAGCUCUUGGCAAUCGUCCUACCAAUAGCCACUGCAACGUUGAUCCUCUCUAUAGGCACCUUCACACUAGUUGUGCGAAGACGACGGAAGUAUGCUGAGGUGCGUGAGGACUGGGAGGAAGAGUUUGGUCCGCACAGAUUCUCGUACAAGGAUUUGUUCCAUGCCACCGGAGGGUUUAAGAACAAGCACCUACUUGGAGAAGGAGGUUUUGGGAAAGUAUAUAAAGGAGUGCUUCCCUUGUCGAAUGUAGAGGUUGCUGUGAAGAGGAUGUCUCAUGAAUCAAGACAGGGGAUGAAAGAGUUCGUCACAGAGGUUGUUAGCAUCGGUCGACUCCGUCAUCGCAACCUUGUGCAGCUACUUGGUUAUUGCCGGAGAAAAGGUGAACUGUUUUUGGUUUAUAAUUACAUGCCAAAUGGUAGCCUUGACAAAUAUCUACACUUCGAAGAGCACAAGGUCAUUUUGAAUUGGGUUCAGAGGUUUCGGGUUAUCAAAGGCAUUGCAACCGGCUUGCUCUAUCUCCAUGAGAAGUGGGAGAAGAUAGUGAUCCAUAGAGACAUCAAGGCAAGCAAUGUGCUACUAGACGGUGAAAUGAAUGGGCGGCUUGGUGACUUUGGCCUUGCAAGAUUAUAUGAUCAUGGCACCGACCCACAAACCACACAUAUGGUUGGUACAAAGGGGUACCUAGCCCCCGAGCUACUGCGCACAGGGAAGGCAUCUCCUCAAACAGAUGUUUUUGCCUUCGGCAUGUUCCUUCUCGAGGUUGCUUGCGGGCAAAAACCUGUGAAGAAAAAUGCGGAGGGAAACGAAGUUUUCUUGGUCGAUUGGGUACUUGAGCAUUGGAAAAACGGAUUGGUUACUAAAACAGUUGAUACUAGGCUCCAAGGUGACUACAAUGUCGAUGAGGCAUGCCUCGUCUUAAAGCUGGGACUUUUGUGCUUGCAUCCACUUCCUAGUUCAAGGCCUAGGAUGCGAGAAGUAAUGCAAUACCUCGAUGGUGAUAUGCCACUACCUGAGCUGAGGCAGACGGAACUGAGCUUGAACAUGGCAGCCUUGAUGAAAAACAAUGGAUUGAACUCAUCUUCCGUGUCAUAUCCGCAACUAACAUUGAGCUUCGGCACAGUAUCUGGCCUCUCAGGAGGAAGAUAAUAGUAUAUAUCCACGGUGUUUUGUGACUUUGUCGUUGAUUACUUACAUUGUUUACUAUGUGAGCACAUAUAUCAUUGUAUGUCCUAGAAUAAACAUUCGAGGGUGAUCAACUACAUGUCUAAAAUCUGUAAGAAAGAACUUUUCAUUUAUGUUCUCAUAAGUUGCAUGCAUUCCAUUGGUUU